Messenger RNA from Biomphalaria glabrata, 2431 nucleotides. Its product is annotated as cell division control protein 42 homolog. The transcript is spliced from 5 exons. Lineage: Eukaryota; Metazoa; Mollusca; Gastropoda; Planorbidae. Bases 822 to 1415 code for a protein of 197 amino acids. Gene Ontology annotation, biological process: small GTPase-mediated signal transduction. Gene Ontology annotation, molecular function: GTP binding; GTPase activity. The record is from RefSeq and is a predicted model, not a curated record.
CUUCUCUCUCCUCUCCCCUCUCUCUCUCUAAGCGUUCUCUCAUUUCUUGUUAUUACCUUGCUCGCGCUAUCGCCCCGCGCACACACAUUACGGUUAAAAAAUAAAGGAUUUAAAAUACACACUAAGAUUUGUAUUCUCUCCCCUGUUCCUCAAAAGCUUCCAAGGCCGACCCCGAUUUCUGGACAACACUCUGUUUACAUAUAAUGAAUGAAACAAGUCAUGGAAAUUUAAUUCAUUUGUGCGGAUAAUAAGCUGAUCAUAGUUGGCAAGUGUUGUUGACUUUUUUUUUGUUUCUGGAUAUUUCGUAUGGCGCAGUGUCUCCAGUUUAUUUGGCUCAACACUGGAAUACACAGUUGGAAACCUUUCAAGCGGAAUUUGUUCUUUUCGCAUCGUCUGAAUCCUUGUAUCUCGUACCAGACAAAGGAAACUCACUUCAGCUCUUUCCUACAGGGUCACGCCAUUUGACAUUUCUGUUCGCCCGCGGUGCUCGCUAGACUUGGUGAGGAUUGUUCGCAUCCUGGCUUGAAGACUGGCGGCCCACUUUUCAUCACCGGAUGUGAGAGACAAGUGUCCGUCUGCUUAAUCGUCACGCGCCAUUCGGGCCGUCACGCGCCAGUCGGGAACCUAUUUCAUUUUAUCAGCUGACACAUCGUUUCAUUCACAGCUGACCAACUUCUGCAUCGUCAGUGGACCAUUGUGUGUUUUUUUUUUAAAGUGAAAGAAAACAGUUAAAUUAAAAACACAAAAACAAAACGGAAGCUGAUACUCGGACUUUUGAGGUACCGCCCGAGUCUGGUCUGGGCGGAACUACCACAGGGGCAAUGACAUUGUUGGAACAGCGACAACACGAUUUAACAUGUGUUGUGGUUGGGGAUGACUCGGUGGGGAAGACUAGUAUGCUACUUGGAUAUGCCACUAACAGAUACCCCACGCAGCACGUGCCCUCGGUAUUCGACAACUAUGCAGGUUCAUUGAAACUAUGUGGCCGUGAGCUUCACAUGCAGAUAAUAGACACACAGGAAUAUGAAGAAAAUCCAGCAUUACGCCACAACCUUUACACACACACAGACAUAUUUGUUGUCUGUUUCUCGGUCAUACGACCAGAUUCCUUGCGCCAUGUGGAAGAUUUGUGGCUUCCAGAAAUACGAACCUUUGCCCCUACCACACCAUUCAUUCUAGUCGGAGCUCAAGCAGAUUUAAGGUCAUCAGAGGCUAUCACACAUAUGCUUCUGACAGCCGGUCAACGUGCAAUAUCCAGUGCUGAGGGAGCAGCUGUUGCUCGAAAAGUUGGAGCAGCCAGCUACAUAGAAACAUCCCCGGAAGUGGAGAAAAAUGUUCGAAAGCUCAUAAAUGGUGCAAUCGCUUCAGUUUUGAAGGACAAGUCAAACGAGUCAAGCUCCUGCUGUAUACUAUAAACAGAAAAUUGUGUUAUUUUGUUUUAUUAAUUUGAUGUGAAAUAACUAAACUGCUGUAUGUAGCUAAUGAGACAAGAUAUAAUAACAGGCUACUUACUUAAUGCCUCAUUCAUGUCCAAUAAUUAAAAAAUAUAUUUCAUGGACCUUAUGGUAUCUUUAAUAGAUUAUAAAUUUAACAAAAUUGUCAUAUAAAAAAAAAUUACAAAAAUUAUGGUCUAUUUUAUAAAAAUAAUUUAAUUUAAUAAUUUACAAUGAAUAACAUGCUGAGAUAGUUUCAUUUACAAACACAGGCAAAAUAAACUUUUUAUAGUUAACUACAUAAUUAUCUUCUCUUUAGAAGUAGUAUAUGGAAGUAAUAAAAUUAAGAUAUUUUUCUUUAGCAAUAAAAUGAAUGGUUUGCUUUUUUUCGUAAUCACAAUUUUGAUGCAAUAUUUACUAUAUUGCUUGUAGACAAUAUAAAGUAUAAAGACAAUAUUUUUUUAUUUUGACAUAAGUCAUAGUUAAGUACCACACAUUGUUUUUAAUUUAUUCAGAUACCCUUCCUUAUAUUUUAGUGUUCAUAAAAAAUUUAUGCAUUAAAUACAAUUUUAUCAAGCUAAACAUGUAGCUGUAUUAUUCUGAAUACAAACAACAAACAAAACUUAAAAAUGUAUUGUCACCACCUCAAAGUUGGUGCCAUAGAGUAGAAACCCUAAUUCUGUAUUGUGUAUGUUAAUUCCAUAUUGUGAAUCUUAUUCACAACCCAUGUUGCACUAAGGUGAACACUUUUGACCUUAGGUGAACCAGAGAGUUAAAGGCAGUCAGUCCACAUAGAGAGCUUGUAGCAAGCACUUGUAUUGAGUCACUUAAGAUAUAAGCAGUAGAGUUAGAUGUUUAAAGUAGUUGGUUAUAGAAUAAGUACUAAGUUGUGAUAUUCGUAUAUUACUGUUGGAUUAAUACUGACCAUUCCUGGGUCGAAUUGUAUGGUGUAUUCACUAUGUGGUGUUAUAUUAAACUUAUUGUGUAUGCUACACCCA